CACACUCAGCCACACGGGCGCGCGCGCGCACACACAUACACACACGCACACACACACACACACACAUACACACAUACGCACGCACCCCCGCGCGCACACGCCCGCCCGCCCGCUCUGCCUCUGCGCCCUCCAUCCCGGCUCGCUCAUUCUCUCGCCCUCUUGCUUCCCCUGCGGUCUCUCGCUCUGCGCGCACACACCACACACACGCACACGCACACACACGCGCGCACACACGCAGCCGGCACAGGCGGCGGCGGCGGCUGCCCAAGUCAGGACGAACCUCUCUAGGUACCGUCUUGAGAAGGCGGCAGCGGCGGCGGCGGCGGCGGCGGCGGCAGCCCGAGCAUCCCUCCUCACCCGGAGAGGGAGCACAGCCGAGAGUUUCCGUUCCCUUGGCCAUUCCCUUCCCCCUCCUUUUCUUUAUUUGCGAGAGAAUUUCUUCUUGGCUUAUAGGUUUAAUUUGAUUUUGAACAUUUUUGGUUGCUUUUGUGUGUGUGUGUGCUUUUUUUUCUUUCCUCAUUUUAUUUGCAUCCAGAGCAUGGCGGGCUGCGGGCUGUCGGAAGACACCUUCUUCUCUUCCUUCUUUUACAACUACGGCUCCUCCUGGGAAACCCCUUCCAACCAGUCUGCGCCUGAACUGCCCUCGCUGCUGCUUUGGUAAAGGCUUGCAAGGAAAGAGAGUCACAGCCGCUGGCGAACCCGGUUUGUGCAGGCAGCACCAGCGAUGGAUGAGAGCUCUCCCAGGCUGGAAGAAGACUGGAGAAAAGGACUUCAGCGAGAAGCAGGCUGGCAGUGUGCUGCUCUGGUUGGUGAAGACCAGCCUCUUUGCCCAGAUCUUCCUGAGCUUGAUCUUUCUGAACUAGAUGUGAACGACUUGGACACAGACAGCUUUCUGGGUGGACUCAAGUGGUGCAGCGACCAAUCAGAAAUAAUAUCCAACCAGUACAGCAAUGAGCCUGCAAACAUAUUUGAGAAGAUAGAUGAAGAAAAUGAGGCAAACUUGCUCGCAGUCCUCACAGAGACACUAGACAGUCUCCCUGUGGAUGAAGACGGAUUGCCCUCAUUUGAUGCACUGACAGAUGGAGACGUGACCACUGACAACGAGGCCAGUCCUUCCUCCAUGCCUGACGGCACCCCUCCACCUCAGGAGGCAGAAGAGCCGUCUCUACUUAAGAAGCUCCUGCUGGCACCGGCUAACACUCAGCUGAGUUAUAAUGAAUGCAGUGGCCUCAGUACCCAGAAUCAUGCAAACCACAAUCACAGGAUCAGAACAAGCCCUGCAGUUGUUAAGACCGAGAAUUCAUGGAGCAAUAAAGCGAAGAGCAUUUGUCAACAGCAAAAGCCACAAAGACGCCCAUGCUCGGAGCUUCUCAAGUAUCUGACCACAAACGAUGACCCUCCUCACACCAAACCCACAGAGAACAGGAACAGCAGCAGAGACAAAUGCACCUCCAAAAAGAAGACCCACACACAAUCGCAGUCGCAACAUGUACAAGCCAAACCAACAACUUUAUCUCUUCCUCUGACCCCAGAGUCACCAAAUGACCCCAAGGGUUCCCCAUUUGAGAACAAGACUAUUGAACGAACCUUAAGUGUGGAACUCUCUGGAACUGCAGGCCUCACUCCACCCACAACUCCUCCUCAUAAAGCCAACCAAGAUAACCCUUUCAGGGCUUCUCCAAAGCCGAAGUCCUCCUGCAAGACCGUGGUGCCACCGCCAUCAAAGAAGGCCCGGUACAGCGAGUCUUCUGGUACCCAAGGCAAUAACUCUACCAAAAAAGGGCCUGAGCAGUCCGAGUUGUACGCGCAGCUCAGCAAGUCCUCAGUGCCCAGCAGUGGACACGAGGAAAGGAAGGCCAAACGGCCCAGCCCACGCCUGUUUGGUGACCAUGACUAUUGCCAGUCAAUUAAUUCCAAAACGGAAAUACUUCUUCACGUGUCACAGGAGCUCCCAGACUCUAGACAACUAGACUAUAAAGAUGCCUCCUCUGCCUGGCAGGGGCAGAUUUGUUCUUCCACAGACUCAGACCAGCUCUACCUGAGAGAGACGCUGGAGGCCAGCAAGCAGGUCUCUCCUUGCGGCACCAGAAAACAGCUCCAAGACCAGGAGAUCCGAGCCGAGCUGAACAAGCACUUCGGUCAUCCCAGUCAAGCUGUUUUUGACGACGAAGCAGACAAGACCAGUGAACUGAGGGACAGUGAUUUCAGUAAUGAACAAUUCUCCAAACUACCUAUGUUUAUAAAUUCAGGACUCGCCAUGGAUGGCCUCUUCGAUGACAGCGAAGAUGAAAGUGAUAAACUGAGCUGCCCUUGGGAUGGCACGCAAUCCUAUUCAUUGUUCGACGUGUCGCCUUCUUGCUCUUCUUUUAACUCUCCGUGUAGAGAUUCCGUGUCACCACCCAAAUCCUUAUUUUCUCAAAGACCCCAAAGGAUGCGCUCUCGUUCAAGGUCCUUUUCUCGACACAGGUCGUGUUCCCGAUCACCAUAUUCCAGGUCAAGAUCAAGGUCCCCAGGCAGUAGAUCCUCCUCAAGGUCCUGCUACUACUAUGAGUCAAGCCACUACAGACACCGCACGCACCGAAAUUCUCCCUUAUAUGUGAGAUCACGUUCAAGAUCGCCCUACAGCCGGCGGCCCAGGUAUGACAGCUACGAGGCGUAUCAGCACGAAAGGCUGAAGAGGGAAGAAUACCGCAAAGAAUACGAGAAGCGGGAAUCCGAAAGGGCCAAGCAGAGAGAGAGGCAGAGGCAGAAGGCAAUUGAAGAGCGCCGCGUGAUUUAUGUUGGUAAAAUCAGACCUGACACUACACGGACAGAACUGAGGGACCGCUUUGAAGUUUUUGGUGAAAUUGAGGAGUGCACAGUAAAUCUGCGGGAUGAUGGAGACAGCUAUGGUUUCAUUACCUACCGCUACACCUGUGAUGCUUUUGCUGCUCUUGAAAAUGGAUAUACUUUGCGCAGGUCGAACGAAACUGACUUCCAGCUGUACUUUUGUGGACGCAAGCAAUUUUUCAAGUCUAACUAUGCAGACCUAGAUUCAAACUCAGAUGACUUUGACCCUGCUUCCACCAAGAGCAAGUAUGACUCUCUGGAUUUUGAUAGUUUACUGAAAGAAGCUCAGAGAAGCUUGCGCAGGUAACAUGUUACCUGGCUGAGGACGACAGAGAUGGUGAAUACCUCACGGGACAGCGCGCCCUUCCCUAACAGACUAUUGCAAGUCAUACUUAUGAAUUUCUCCUCCUUUACACUCUCUGUACAAAAACAAAACAACAAAACAACAACAAUACAACAAGAACAAGAACAACCACAACAACAAUGGUUUACAUGAGCAGAGCUGCUGAAGAAGCAAGAGACAGAGUGAUAUCCAGUAAGCACAAGUUUAUUUAUGGGUGUCAGCUUUGCUUUCCCCGGAGUCUCUUGGUGACUGUGUGUGUGUGUGUGUGUGUGUGUGUGUGUGUGUGUGUGUGUGUUCAUGUGCAUGCGUGCGUGCAUGCAUGUGUAUGGGUACGUGUGCACAUGUGCACGCUUGGUUUGGGGGAAGUGUGUGUGUGUGUGUGUGUGUGUGUGUGUGUGUGUGUGUGCCUGUGAGGACUAGGGGCACCUGACCAGAACGUGCAAGGGCAGACCACUUCAAAUGGCAGCAGUUCCAUGAAGACACAUUUAAAACCUAGAACUUCAAAAUGUUCACAAUCUAUUCAAAAGGAAAAAAUAUAUAUAUACAUAUAUGCAUAUAAAUUUAAAAAGGAAAGAAAACUAAUCAAUCAACCACAAAACAACCCUAAUACGACAGCUGCUGAUGUCCAGGGCAUCGGCCUCCGUACUCUGUUUUUUAAGAAAGUGCAAAAUCAACUUGAAGCAAGCUUUCUCUCCUCACCUAAUGAUUACGUGACAAUCCCGAAGAAACCACAGGUUCCGUAGAACUAACAUCCUCUCUCUCUCUCUUUGUCUCUCUCUUUUUCUCUUCCCUCCUGCUUUCUCUCUUUCUCUUUUUUUCUUUCUCUCUCUCUCUUUUCUUUCUUUCUUUUCCCUUUUCCUUUUGCCAUGGAAUCUGGGUGGGAGAGGAUGCUGCGGGCACCAGAAUGCUAAACUUUCCUAACAUUUUGAAGUUUCUGUAGUUCGUCCUUUGUCCUGACACCCAUGUCAAUGUCCAAAACGUUGAUCUUCCACUGCAAAUCUUAAAAGCCUUGUCAAUGGUCAAGCGUGCAGCUCGUUCAGCAGUUCUUCCCGAGACGCGGACGCGGUGUUACAUUAUAAAGGAGAGUUGAGUAGAACUCUCUGGAUGUGUUCAGAUAGUGUAAUCGCUACAUUCUCUGAUGUAGUUAAGUAUUUACAGAUGUUAAAUGGAGUAUUUUUAUUUUAUGUACAUACUAUACAAUGAUGUUCUUUUUUUGUUACAGCUAUGCACUGUAUAUGCAGCCUUCUUUUCGAAACUGCUAAAUUUUUCUUAAUCGAGAAUAUUCAAAUGUAAUUAUGAGGUGAACCAAUUAUUGUACACUAACAUAUUUAGAAGCUGAACUUACUGCUUAUAUAUAUUUGAUUGUAAAAAACAAAAAACAAAAAACAAAAGACAGUGUGUGUGUCCGUUGAGUGCAACUACAAAAAAAAAAAAAAUGACGCUUUACGCACAUCCAUCCCUCCUUUCUUAGGUGAGCUUCUAUCUGAGCAUCUUGUCAAAAACUAUCCCAGUCCCCUCAAGGUAUUAACCACUUCUGCGAUAUUUUUCCACAUUUUCUUGUUGCUUGUUUUUCUUUGAAGUUUUAUACACUGGAUUUGUUAGGGGAAUGAAAUUUUCUCAUCUAAAAUUUUUCUAGAAGAUAUCAUGAUUUUAUGUAAAGUCUCUCAAUGGGUAACCAUUAAGAAAUGUUUUUAUUUUCUCUAUCAACAGUAGUUUUGAAAAUAGAGGUCAAAAAUCUUUUUAAAAUGCUGUUCUGUUUUAAUUUUUGUGAUUUUAAUUUGAUACAAAAUGCUGAGGUAAUAAUUACAGUAUGAUUUUUACAAUAAUUAAUGUGUGUCUGAAGACUAUCUCUGAAGCCAGUAUCUCUUUCCCUUGGCAGAGUAUGACGAUGGUAUUUAUCUGUAUUUUUUACAGUUAUGCAUCCUGUAUAAAUACUGAUAUUUCAUUCCUUUGUUUACUAAAGAGACAUAUUUAUCAGUUGCAGAUAGCCUAUUUAUUAUAAAUUAUGAGAUGAUAAAAAUAAUAAAGCCAGAAGAAAUUCCCCUAGGAUGCAUGGCGGUUGUCAGGUGGGAGUGUAAACUCUUCAUUGGGGAAACUCGCCUUUUGCAGAAGCAGUGUUUCUACUUGCACUAGCAUGGCCUCUGACGUGACCAUGAUGUUGUUCUUGAUGACAUUGCUUCUGCUAAACUCAAUAAAAAAAACUUCAGAAAAACCUCCAUUUUGAGCAUCAGGAUUUCAUCUGAGUGUGGAGUCCCUGGAAUGGAAUUCACUGACGUUUGGAGUGUGUAUUCAAGUUUCUAAAUUGAGAUUCGAUUACUGUUUGGCUCCCGUGACUUUUCUGGAAGAUGUGACAUACCUACUACUUAAGCGUUCUUUUCCUUUCUCUCGCCCAACACGAUCUUAUACAAUGGGUCUCACCCCCAGGCCAAUGCAGCGGAUUUUGACGGCUGCAGUCAUUUAUCACCAGCAUACUGUGUUCUGAGUGAAUCCACUGUCUGUCCUGUCGGAUGCUUGCUUGAGUUUUUGGCUUCUUAUUUCUAAGUAGAUAGAAAGCAAUAAAAAUACUAUGACAACAUAAAAGAACUUGUUCACAGGUUCUGCGUUACAACAGUAACACACCUUUAAUCCGCCUAAUUCUUGUUGUUCUGUAGGUUAAAUGCAGGUAUUUUAACUCUUUGUGAACGCCAAACUAAAGUUUACAGUCUUUCUUUUGGAAUUUUGAGUAUCUUCUGUUGUAGAAUAAUAAUAAAAAAAGACUAUUAAGAGCAAUAAAUUAUUUUUAAGAAAUCGAUAUUUAGUAAAUCCUAUUAUGUGUUUAAGGACCAGAUGCGUUCUCUAUUUUGCCUUUAAAUUUUUUGUGAUCCAAUUUUAAAUACAUUCUCUUUUUCGCCCUGGAUUGUUGACAUGAGUGAACUAUUUGGUUUCUUUUCUCACUUAUCAAGAGACAACACUACAGACUUCAUGUUGAGGAUUAAUUUAUCCCCUCCCCUCCAGUCUGACAAAUAUUGUCACCAUGAAGAUAGUUUUCCUCCAUGGAUGUCAAACCGCAUCUCAAAUUAGUGGAGCAUUUGUACCUUAUGCAGACACUGUGGGUAGCCCAUCGAAACGUAAGCUGUGUUCCUUUUAUUUUUAAUUUUAAUUUUUUUUUUUGGAGAGAAUAUUUCCAGUGAACACGUGCACCCCAUCUUCACAGGAGGCAAUCUCAGCAUAGAUCUGCAGGGUUUUUAGAUGACCCAGGCCAUUGCCUUCAUACUGUGGUAAGUACCACAUCUACAAUUUUGGUAACCGAACUGGUGCUUUAGAAAAGUGGGAUUUUUUUUUUUUUUUUAAAGAGAUGUAGCAGACUAAUUCUUCCAGUGCACCCAAAUCAAUUUUUGCUAAAUGACUCCAGGAACACCAGUCGGGCUGUCAACAUUCAAAGCAGCAGAGAGGGAACUUUGCACUAUUGGGGUAGGACGUUUGGGUCCGUUGAAAAAGGAAACCUUUUCAUGCCUUUAGAUGUGAGCUUACAGUAGGUGAUGAUUCUGUGUCCUUCUUUGAUGGCUGUAACGAGAACUUCAAUCACUGUAGUCUAAGACCUGAUCUAUAGAUGACCUAGAAUAGCCAUGUAAUAUAAUGUGAUGAUUCUAAAUUUGUACCUAUGUGACAGACAUUUUUCAAUAAUGUGAACUGCUGAUUUGAAAGAGCUACUUUAAGAUUUGUAGGUGAAAGUGUAAUACUGUUGGUUGAACUAUGCUGAAGAGGGAAAGUGAGAGAUUAGUUGAGCCCUUGCUGGGCUUUUUCUUCCACCUGCCAAUUCUACAUGUAUUGUUGUGGUUUUAUUCAUUGUAUGAAAAUUCCUGUGAUUUUUUUUUUUAAUGUGCAGUACACAUCAGCCUCACUGAGCUAAUAAAGGGAAACGAAUGUUUCAAAUCUA
Molecule: messenger RNA, 7088 nt
Organism: Ictidomys tridecemlineatus (thirteen-lined ground squirrel)
Lineage: Eukaryota; Metazoa; Chordata; Mammalia; Rodentia; Sciuridae
Source: RefSeq, a predicted model, not a curated record